CUGCCCGAAAAGCGUCUUAAAGGGCCCGCGCGCCGCCGCCCCCUCGGCCCGCCAUGCUGCUACCCGUGCCACUGCUGCUGGGCCUCUUAGGCCUGGCCAUCGCCGAGCCCACUGUGUACUUCAAGGAGCAGUUUCUGGACGGAGAUGGGUGGACUGAACGCUGGGUCGAAUCCAAACACAAGUCAGAUUUUGGCAAAUUCAUUCUCAAUUCGGGCAAGUUCUACGGUGACCUGGAGAAAGAUAAAGGCUUGCAGACGAGCCAGGAUGCUCGAUUCUAUGCCCUGUCGGCAAAAUUCGAGCCCUUCAGCAACAAGGACAAGACCUUGGUGGUGCAGUUUACAGUGAAACACGAGCAGAACAUUGACUGUGGGGGCGGCUACGUGAAGUUGUUUCCUAGUGGCUUGGACCAGACGGACAUGCAUGGAGACUCCGAAUACAACAUCAUGUUUGGCCCUGACAUCUGUGGCCCUGGCACCAAAAAGGUCCAUGUCAUUUUCAACUACAAGGGCAAGAAUGUGCUGAUCAACAAGGACAUCCGCUGCAAGGAUGAUGAAUUCACACACCUGUACACUCUGAUCGUGAGACCGGACAACACCUAUGAGGUGAAGAUAGACAACAGCCAGGUGGAGUCAGGCUCCUUGGAAGAUGAUUGGGACUUCCUGCCACCCAAGAAGAUAAAGGAUCCCGAUGCUUCCAAGCCUGAAGACUGGGAUGAGAGGGCCAAAAUCGAUGACCCCACAGACUCCAAGCCUGAGGACUGGGACAAGCCUGAGCAUAUUCCGGAUCCUGAUGCCAAGAAGCCUGAGGAUUGGGAUGAGGAGAUGGAUGGAGAGUGGGAACCACCCGUGAUUCAGAAUCCUGAGUACAAGGGCGAGUGGAAGCCCCGGCAGAUUGACAACCCAGAUUACAAGGGCAAAUGGAUCCACCCAGAGAUCGACAACCCCGAGUACUCCCCUGAUCCUAACAUCUACUCCUAUGACAGCUUUGCAGUGCUGGGCUUAGAUCUCUGGCAGGUCAAGUCUGGCACUAUCUUUGACAACUUUCUCAUCACUAACGACGAGGCUUACGCCGAGGAGUUUGGCAAUGAGACGUGGGGAGUCACAAAGGCUGCCGAAAAACUCAUGAAGGACAAGCAGGAUGAAGAGCAGAGGCUGAAGGAGGAGGAAGAGGACAAGAAGCGCAAGGAGGAAGAGGAGGCAGAGGACAAGGAGGAGGAGGAGGACAAAGACGAGGAGGAGGAGGAUGAAGAGGACAAAGAAGAGGAGGAGGAUGAAGAUGUGGCCCAGGCCAAGGACGAGCUGUAGAGGCCACGCCGCCUGCCUCCAGGGCUGGACUGAGGCCUGAGCGCUCCCGGCGCAAAGCCGGCAGCGCCAAAUAAUGUCUCUAUGAGACUAGAGAACU
Molecule: messenger RNA, 1401 nt
Organism: Elephantulus edwardii (Cape elephant shrew)
Lineage: Eukaryota; Metazoa; Chordata; Mammalia; Macroscelidea; Macroscelididae
Gene: CALR
Product: calreticulin
Exons: 9
Coding region: 54-1304 (416 amino acids)
Biological process (GO): protein folding
Cellular component (GO): endoplasmic reticulum membrane; endoplasmic reticulum
Molecular function (GO): calcium ion binding
Source: RefSeq, a predicted model, not a curated record